Purpureocillium lilacinum is the source of this 870-nucleotide messenger RNA. RefSeq lists its product as uncharacterized. The record is from RefSeq and is a predicted model, not a curated record. NCBI's taxonomy places the organism in Eukaryota, Fungi, Ascomycota, Sordariomycetes, Hypocreales, Ophiocordycipitaceae. Gene Ontology annotation, molecular function: oxidoreductase activity.
AUGGCUUCCAGCAAGGCACCGCUUCUGUCGAAGCUCACGCUUUCAAAUGGCAUGACCAUCCCUCAGAUCCAGCUGGGCCUCUACAUGAUGUCGCGCAGGGAGGCUACCCAGUCCGUCCGCUGGGCUCUGCUGGACGGAUACCGCGGCUUCGACUGCGCUCAAAUGUACCACAAUGAGCCAGAGGCCGGGAAGGCGAUUAGAACCUUUCUUUCGAACCCGGAUGACAACAAGGAGGGCUUGCGUCGCGAGGACCUCUUUUACACCACCAAGUUGGCCAGCUGCAACACCUCCUAUGACCAGGUGCGACGGUCCGUCAAGGCUUCUGUGGAUGCCUGCGGCCUCGGAUAUGUAGACUUGUUCCUGCUGCACAGUCCUUACGGCGGUAGAGAGGCACGAUUGACGAGCUGGAAAGCUCUCGAAGAUGCCGUCGACGAUGGAGAGAUCAGGAUGAUUGGAGUUAGCAACUUCGGCGUCGCGCACAUUGAAGAAUUGAUGGCCUCGAAUCCCCGGAUCAAGCCCGUGAUCAACCAGAUCGAGGUGCAUCCGUUCAAUACGCAGACGAACAUCAGGGAGACCUGCGCGAAGCACGGCAUCACGAUCGAGGCCUAUGCGCCUCUUGCGCGAGCUAUGCGGAUGAAGCACCCCAAGAUUGUACAGCUGUCUCAGAAGUACUCGUGCUCGCCAGCCCAGCUUCUGGUCAAAUGGAGCAUACAGCAUGGCAUGGUGACGUUGCCCAAGAGCACGCACCGCGAGCGCCUCGUUGAGAAUGCGGACGUGAGCGAACUUGUCAUUUCUGAGGAGGACAUGGUCGCCAUGGAUGGCCUCGAUGAGAAUCUCGUCACUGACUGGGACCCAACAGAGGCACCAUGA